Argentina anserina (silverweed cinquefoil) is the source of this 759-nucleotide messenger RNA. RefSeq lists its product as uncharacterized. The record is from RefSeq and is a predicted model, not a curated record. NCBI's taxonomy places the organism in Eukaryota, Viridiplantae, Streptophyta, Magnoliopsida, Rosales, Rosaceae. The transcript has a single exon. Bases 1 to 759 code for a protein of 252 amino acids.
AUGGCAGUUGAGUUCUUCGAGAAAGGAGAAAACCGAGACAGAAAUCUUGACGUUGAAGAUGAUGACAAUGAGGAUUUCCUACACUUCAGUCAUCAUCAUCGUUUAGCUGCUAAAAAUUAUCGUCAGGAGGUUAAGGAUGACACAAUACUUACUUGUCAGGGUUGCAUUCAACCCAUCACUCAAGACUUCUACAGCUGCAGCAGUAAACAAGAAGAAGAGUCUUGCCGCCAUUUCUAUCUCCACAAAAUAUGUGCUCGGUUACGAAGAAAGCUACUUCUCCCUUUGCACCAACACGAAUUCACACUCCUCCCUCGGGCUUCUUCUAUUGACGGCGUGUUUAAGUGCUAUAUGUGUGGUAUCUUUCACCAUGGAUUUGUAUACAGUUGUGUACAAUGUGCUUUGCUAGCCGGUGAAAACCUUUGCUACAUUGACCUAGAGUGCAGUCUGUAUUGGGAAACAAGAGAUCUUAAACAUGAGUCUCAUUCUCACCGCCUCCUCCUUGACGUGGAAUAUGAUGAGCACGUCUGUUGCAAGGGUUGUGGUUCCAAAUUAUAUCUCUGCUUCGAAUUCAGUUGUAAGAGAUGCAACUAUCAUCUUUGCAUAGCCUGUGUAAGAUUACCUCUUACUGCUAGGCACCGGUACGACACGCAUGUUCUGCAGCUCACCUAUGCUGGUAAUGAAAGCAAAGUAGGUUACUACUGUGAGAUAUGUGAAGGGACAAGGGAUCCUGAAAAUUGGUUCUACUACUGCAGACAGUGA